Molecule: messenger RNA, 2348 nt
Organism: Choloepus didactylus (southern two-toed sloth)
Lineage: Eukaryota; Metazoa; Chordata; Mammalia; Pilosa; Megalonychidae
Gene: C8A
Product: complement C8 alpha chain
Exons: 11
Coding region: 100-1869 (589 amino acids)
Biological process (GO): immune response
Cellular component (GO): membrane attack complex
Molecular function (GO): protein binding
Source: RefSeq, a predicted model, not a curated record
AGCACUUACGAGUCCUGGCCUGUAGACAUUUUUUACCCGAAACUCCCUGAAUAAAUUGUUUUAUCCUUCUAAGUAAUAGGAUAGUAGCUUCUGGAUGAGAUGUUCGCUGUUGCUUUCUUCAUCUUGUCUUUGAUGGUUUGUCUGCCUGGGGUAACCGUGCAAGAAAAGGUGAACCGGAGAGUAAGCCGGGCUGAUCAAAGUUUCACCCCCACCGCAGUUCCCUGCCAGCUGAGCAACUGGUCGGAGUGGACAGGUUGUUUUCCAUGCCAGAACAUGAAGUACCGAUACAGGAGCCUCCUGCAACCAAACAAGUUUGGGGGAACCAUCUGCAGUGGUGAUAUCUGGGAUCAAGCCAGCUGUCAAAGUCCCACAGCUUGUCUAAAGCAAGCACAGUGUGGACAGGAUUUCCAGUGUAAGGAGACAGGUCGCUGCCUGCAACGCCACCUGGUGUGUAACGGAGACAGAGACUGCCUUGAUGGCUCUGACGAGGAUGACUGUGAAGAUGUUAGGGGCAUUGAAAAUGACUGCAGCCAGUACCUCCCAAUUCCGGGAUCAGAGAGGGUGGCCUUGGGGUAUAAUAUCCUGACCCAGGAAUAUGUCCAGAGUGUGUAUGAUGCCACUUAUUUUGGGGGCCAGUGUGAGACGGUUUACAACGGGGAUUGGAGGGAGCUUCGAUAUGACCCUGCCUGCGAGCGUCUCUACUAUGGAGAUGAUGAGAAAUACUUCCGGAAACCCUACAACAUUCUCAAGUACCAUUUUGAAGCCCUGGCUGAUACUGGAAUCUCCUCAGAGUUGUAUGAUGAUGCAAAUGAUGUUCUUUCUAAAAUAAAAAAUGAACAUUCUGCGUCGUUUGGCUUGACCGUUGGCAUAGGUGUUACAGGCGUCCCUGUAACAGUGGAUGCAGGUGUGUCUGCGUCAGAAGACUCUGCGUUCUUGAACAAGUUAAAGAAGUAUAAUGAGAAGAGAUUCAGCUUCUUGAGAAUUUUCACAAAGGUGCAGACUGCUCAUUUCAAGAUGAGGAGGAACAAUAUUGUGCUAGACGAAGGAAUGAUGCAGUCACUAGUGGAGCUGCCAGAGCAGUACAAUUACGGCAUGUACGCCAAGUUCAUCAAUGACUACGGCACCCAUUACAUCACGUCUGGAUCAAUGGGUGGUAUUUAUGAACAUAUCCUGGUGCUUGACAAAGAACAAAUGGAAUCACUUGGUGUUAACAGCCACGAUGUCAAGAGAUGCUUUGGAGGCUCCCUCGGCCUUGGAUAUGAUUUUAAGAAUGAAUUUGAAAUUGGUGGAAGUAUAUCAGGGGAAAGAUGUAGAAAAUUUGGAUCUGGCAAAAGAGAUGGCAAGGAGAAUUCCAUGGCUGUGGAAGACAUCAUUUCUCGGGUGAAAGGUGGCAAUUCUGGCCCAGUUGGUGUCUUGACCCAAAACAGUAGCAUCGUUACGUACCGUUCCUGGGGGAGAUCAUUAAAGUAUAAUCCUGUUGUUAUCGAUUUUGAGGUGCAGCCCAUCCAUGAGCUGCUGCGGCACACGAAUAUGGGUCCCCUGGAGGCCAAACGCCAGAACCUACGCAAGGCCUUGGACCAGUACCUGCUGGAGUUCAAUGCCUGCCGCUGUGGGCCCUGCUUCAACAAAGGGGAGCCCAUCCUUGAGGGCACCAGCUGCAGAUGCCAGUGCCCCCUGGGUCGCCAGGGCCCUGCCUGUGAGAAAAUGGUGCAAGAAGGAGUCAAGGCAGCUGGUCACUGGAGCUGCUGGAGCCCCUGGUCUGCAUGCAGAGCUGGCACCCGGGAAAGGAGGAGAGAGUGCAACAACCCUGCACCCCAAAAUGGAGGCGCCUCGUGUCCAGGACACAAAGUGCAGACUCGGGCUUGCUGAGGGCUUCUGGGAACAGGCUGAGACAGAUGCAGAGGAUGUCACCACCUACACUGGCUACUGGAUAAACAUCUAUUUCUGCUGAGAGAAAAUGCAAAUCAACAUUUCUCUUUGUCCUGCCAGUUCCCAGGCCUGGGACCAGGCUGUGCCAUCUAUAACCCACUGUUUCACCACCCAUAAAACGCAAUCAUUCAUUCAGCAGCUGCUCGUUGAGUAUUAAUUAGGAUCUGAGUCCUAUUCUUGGCACUUUGGAGCAUCCAAAACACCUGAGGAGAAAACUCAAUACUUGUCUUAGAGAAACUUAUAGGCUGUUAGAAGGCCAAGGCUCUUGAAAUAAUCAAUCACUAAAAAAAUGUAUGAUGACAAUUAUCUUAGUUCUUUUAUAACAAUAUUUGUUCAUUCAUAGAAAUGUCAUUACUUGAUAGGAUAAGACAGACACAUUGAAAUAAUGAGAAAAAAAUAAAGAUUUAUUUGAGUUCCUU